Molecule: messenger RNA, 1528 nt
Organism: Acanthoscelides obtectus
Lineage: Eukaryota; Metazoa; Arthropoda; Insecta; Coleoptera; Chrysomelidae
Source: the annotation of a GenBank genome assembly
CAAUCACAACAGAGGCAUUACUACUGUUUUAUAGCUGCCCUACCCGUAUAACGAAAACCACGAAAAAAUGAUGAACGGUAAACAGUUUUUCCCAAAAAGCGCUGAUAAAAAUCACUCAUCAAGCGAGAUGGUAAACAAUUUCCAAUCUUUGGAAAGAUACAACUGGCUCAUGCAUAUGUUUCAUGUAAAUGGCGAAAUGGACAGAUGCAAAGAACUGAUAAAGAAGGAAAUAGCGCGUAGCAAUGGAAAAAAUGAAGUCGCGUUUUACAAACAGGGCGAGAUCUUGAAGGAAGAAGGUAAACUCCAAGAAGCGCUCGAAUCAUUUCAAACUUGUUUGAAACUGAAUCCUGAAAGUGUGGAUAACAUGAAAGAAGUAGCUAAAUGUUUGUUAGAAAUGAAACGGUACAAAUUAGCAGCGGACGUGUAUCUGCAGGCUGAAAGGAAUUCCAAAAGCUCAGACUGGCAAAUUUAUUUCUAUUCAGCUCAGUGCCACUUGAAACUUGGAGAUAUCCCGAAAGCGAAGGCGUAUGCUCAAAAAGCGGUCCAAAUGGAGAAAGAUGAAAUGUGUUAUGCUCUACUGUUGAAAGUUUUAACUCAGGAGGGUGAUUUGAAGGCUGCUAUUGACGUUUCGGAUAGUGCAGUUAUGUCUUGUCCUGACAGUAUCAAUUUGCUAACAGAAUCAGGACUAUUGAACCUAAAAGCGGGACAAACUCAACAAGCGUUUGAAAGACUGAGUGCGACGUUAGCGUUAGAACCUACUUGUGUCAAGGCAUUGCUCGCCCUUGGAUACGUCACCCAAAAGCACGAAGAGUACGACGUGGCUCUGAGCAAGUACAAAAUGGCGGUGAAUUAUGAACCGGACUCGGUUGCGUUGUGGAACAAUAUCGGGAUGUGCUUUUACGGGAAGCAGAAAUACGUGGCGGCCAUAAGUUGCUUGAAGAAGGCACUUUGGGCUCAACCGCUGAACUGGCGUAUUUUGUACAAUUUGAGCAUGGCUCAUUUGGCAACGAAACAACCGGCUUCAGCGUUCAACUAUGCGUGCGCAGCUGUAAAUUUGAGACCUAACGUUGCCGACUGUUUUGCUCUACUCGCCUACACGUUGAUGGAGCUUCACGAUCCUUACAAUGCCUCUUUGGCCAUGCAGCAAGCGGUACAGAGGUCGCCGUCAGACCCCAUUUUGCUCAUCAACGCUGCAAUCUGUUACUUUGACGCAGGAGAAAGAGACAAGGCUACAGAAAUGCUCGCGAAGUUCGAAAAUGCCGUGGAGGCUGGCACUGAAGGCACUCAAGAAAUCAUAGAUGCAUUGAACCUCGCCGAGCGGCUGUCAUCUCGACUAAAGCCGGAGAAACUUCGUACCGGAAGCGUUGAAGCGGGGAUGGCCGAUGACAAGCCGGCUUCCGGAAAUUCCAGGGAAAAUAAUCCCGCAAAGGCUGCGCUGCCAAGAGAAUUGCAGGAAGAUGAAGUUUGAGUUACAUUGACCAAAGAAGAUAAAAUACUUAUUGUUUGUACUUUGUUUUUACGUGAAUAG